AUGACCGACUAUCGUCUUCCUCUCCAUCAACCGCCGCCUUCCAGAAAACCUGUGCCCAACAUGCGGUCGGGGUAUGCCCCUUACCAGGCAUAUGACGGCCCUCAGCAACAACUCUCCCCCCAUCCUUCGGUCGCCUCGCUCGCCCACAGCCGCAGUCGGACCUCCUCGUCUCAGGUGCUGCCCUAUGCCGCCCAUCAACAACCCUAUGCCUCCGGUCCCUCGCCGCAACACACCAUGACCGCUCAUGUCCACUAUCCCCCUUCUCGCCGUCUUUCCAGCGCCACCACCUCCACCAGCUCCACCGGCAACGCCGGCGGCCCCAUGCCCGCGGCCGGCGACAUCCGGCGCAGCACUUCGUCCCGCUCUGCCCAGUCGCAGCUGGGCUACGUGGCGCUCAUGCGGCGGCAAAAGGCCACUGUCUGGUGCGAUCGCGCCCAGCCCGAGGACCCCCGCCUGCGCGCCCAGAAGAUGGCCGACAAGAAGCGAGCGUACCUGGAAGUCCACGGUGCAGGCACUGGCGGACGCGCCAGCACGCUGGCCAGCGGCAAGAUCAAGCACUCCAAGGGAGGCACCGAUUUCUCGCCUUCGACUCUGGUCGGCGCCACCGUCCCCGUGCGCCUCAGUGCCAACGAAAUCGGCGACGCCGAUGAGGACGCCCGCAGCGACAGCGGCUUCCCCUACCGUCGCACCGGAAGCGGUCGCAGCUCUCUGGGGAGCGGCUCGCGCUACCCCAGCGGCUACCAGCGCACGCCGCAGGGCACCAUGGGCAGCGGCAGCACGCCUCCGAACGAAAAGUCUGAUCUGCCCGAGGUGUCGGAGCAUCCGCCCGCCGAACGCGAGGCCGACGCUGCGCACCACGACGACGCCGCCCGUCGCAACAGCUUCGGCAGCGACCAGGAGGAGAGCUUCGGCAUGGUGGGCGAAAUGGCGGCCCCGAGUGCCGCCACCACCGCGGCCGAAAAGGCCAAACGGGCCGACGAAUUGCGUCGCAGUGGCAGUGUGGACGAGCGCACCACCACCAUGACUAACGUGCGGCUGUUCGUCGCCAAUCCGGAUCUCAGCGAUUAA
Molecule: messenger RNA, 1068 nt
Organism: Aspergillus terreus NIH2624
Lineage: Eukaryota; Fungi; Ascomycota; Eurotiomycetes; Eurotiales; Aspergillaceae
Exons: 1
Coding region: 1-1068 (355 amino acids)
Source: RefSeq, a predicted model, not a curated record